AAACAACGGUAAGAAAACAUGAAAAGAGCAGUUGAACGUCAAUGGAAGAAAAGAAAAUAUUCAAAAUAUUAAAAAAAUAUGAAAAGUCACAAAGAUAUUUUCUUCAAAUAAUUGCAUUUUCAGUAUAUUAUAACGUUUUCAAAAUUAAAUAAACUCGACGUGGAUUCUGUUUUCCGCAAGAAAAAUUAACGCGUAUCUUAUUUAGUGUGCAUUUUUGCCAUUGCAUGUGUGUGUGUGUACGUGCGUGUGCAGGGCAAUACCGUGCGGAUAUUUUCGCGAUAUAUAUUUUUUCUUUAUUUACAUUAGUGGCGGCUAUUAAAAACUUUUUAAAGCAUUAUGCCAAAUAAACAGCUGCAACAACAGCAACAACUGCAGCAACGCCUUGCUGGCGGUGGUGCAGGAGGUGACCGAAGGAAAGGUUCGAAACUUAAGAUCAAAUCAGUUUCGAAAUCGAACAUCAAAGAUGGUGGCGGGGACGCUGAUGAUUUCGAUGCUUGGAUUAAGUCGCGCCAGUUACUCAAGCCCGAUGAUCAGUUGGAGUUAACAGAAGCUGAGUUGGCCGAGGAGGUGACCAGGGUGUUGACCACAACAAAUACAAAUGUCAUACACAAUUUGGUUGUGUACAGCUUCAAGGAUAGCGCCUUCGUUCAGGUGCCGAUUGCUGGAAACACCGUAACACUUAUGCAAAUGGAGGGCAGUGCCUUGCAUAUAGAUUCGGAUGAAGCGAAAAUACAAAUGGAGGAGAUGGGCGAAAUCGGGUACCCACUACCCACACUCACUGGUUCCUUCAUUGAGACCGAAGUUGAAGACAGAAAAAGUCGUAUCCCAAAAGUGGAGGAAGAGGAAGAAGAGGGUGAGGAGAAGGCAGCAAAGCAAGCUAAAGAAGCGGAUGAAGAAAUGCCGGAGGAAGAGCUAGAGGGUGAAGAAGAAGAGGCAGUUGAGGAAGGUGCUGCAGAUGCUGAGGCUGCAGCAGCCGAGGAGGGCGGAGAAACAGCAGGAGCGCCAACUGCAGCACCGGCAACGGGCGGACGAAAGCGAAAAUUGUUAAAUCAGUUUAAUUUCUGUGAACGUUCUGCACUAACCUAUACCAAUCCGAGAAGGAGUGUUGAAACACAAACCAUACCUCCACCUCGCUCUCAGUAUGGCGCCAAUGUCUUGCAAUGGAAGAUUUACGACAGCUAUGCAGAGGACUUUGAACAGCAGCAAAAGGAGAAGGAGAAGAAGGACGAUAAGCGGGGCGGACAUCGAAAAGAUGUCGGCGCGAAAAAGUUGGAUAAGGCAGCCGAAGCCGAACUACUCAAUAAGAAGUAUCUCAAGGCGUGGCAGAUAUUGGAGCGUAUGAUAAAUCAAAAUAUAUACGAGGAGAUCGCCAACGACUAUCGCUAUUGGGAAGAUCCGGCUGACGAGUACAGAGAACAAGAGGGCACCUUGCUACCGCUUUGGAAAUUCAACUAUGAUCGCAUACGAAAAUUAAGUGUCACCGAUUUGCUAUUCAAUCCGAUGUAUUACGAUUUAUUUGCCGUGUGCUACGGUUCGCAUGAGUUUAUGAAGCAACCGAAUGAGGGCGCGAUUUGCUUUUUUACCGUGAAGAACCCCUCCUAUCCGGACUAUAUAAUAUCGACGGAGAGCGGCGUCAUGUGUUGCGAUAUCCAUCCGACAUAUCCGUUUUUAGUCGCAAUAGGCAUGUACGACGGCAGUGUGGCAGUCUAUAAUUUAAGAGAGAACUACGAGAAGCCGCUUUAUCUGUCGGUGGGUGUACAUAAUAAGCAUUCGGAAUGUGCAUGGGAGAUCAAGUGGGGUCCCGAUAUGGCGGACGGUGAGAUCAAUUUUUACUCCGUCUCAACGGAUGGUCGGGUCUUCAACUGGGUACUUAUGCAGAAUGACUUCAUGAUUACGACAAUCACAACGCUCUUUCUUACGAACGGCAUUGUUGAGGGACCCGACGGCACCGAAGUACAGUUACGCAGUUGUGGUUCUUGCAUGAAAUUCCAUCCGACCAAUCCGGAAAUCUAUCUAGUCGGCACCGAAGAGGGUCUAAUCUACAAAUGCAGUAUAGCAUAUAGUUCGAAAUAUUUAAUGACCUACAAUGCACAUCAUCUCACUGUCUAUCGCAUCGAUUUCAAUCGCUACAAUUCGAAUAUUUUCAUUUCGUGCAGCGGCGAUUGGCGCGUCAAAGUGUGGGAGGAUAUGCGACCGGAACCACUGUUCAUUUUCGAUCUGGGCUCCUCUGUCGGCGAUGUCAAGUGGGCGCCCUUCUCGAGCACAGUCUUUGCCGCCUGCACCAAUGAGGGCAAAGUGUUCGUCUUCGAUUUAAAUGUGAACAAGUACAAGCCGAUUUGUGUGCAAGCGGUCGUGCCGAAACGCAAGAACAAGCUAACGCGUUUAGUAUUCAAUGAGAAUCUGCCCUUCCUUAUUGUCGGCGAUGACAAGAGCACUGUGACCUCGCUAAAGCUGUCACCCAAUUUGCGUUUGAUGGUGAAGCCGCCCAAAAAGCAACAGUAUCUCGAUCAGAAUACGCUGCAGGUGCAAAAGUUGGACAAAUUGCUGUCGCUGGUGCGUGAAUUGCCAAACGAUAUGAUAGUGCCCGAUGCACCCACCACGACGAAGAGCUAGAAAUCGUCGCGUACUGAGACUUCUUACUAUAAUAUAUUUUUUUAACUAUAAUAUAUUUUUGUAAACUAUAAAAAAUAUUGUUUUUGUAAUCUAUAAAAAAAUAUAUAUUUUUAACUUUUUAUUUUUUUAACACUUUGUUUCGGUAAAACUUUUGUGAAUAACUGUAUAAAAAAAUCUAUUAUAAUCUGCGCCGAAAAUAAAUAAGAAAUGCCGUUAUUUUAUUAAUCAAAUAUUUUAUUUGUAAUGAAAUAGUCUGUGUUUGUGUAAAUUUUAAAGUAUUUUAGAGGUGAGCGUUACAGUUUUACACCGAAAAUCUUUACAUUUGCAUAAAUGAAUUUAUUUUUAUUGAGCUAUUUUAUCUAUUUAUAUGAAUGUAUGUAUGUAUAUAUAUACGUACAUAUAUAUAAACAAUAUACAUAUAUGUAAGUAUAUUUGUAUAUAUAUACUAAGGUAAUAUACAUUAGCGAUUAUCAUUUUAUUUAUCCCAUUUGUUGUAUUUAUGUUUAAUUAUGUAGUCAUUGCAUUGAGCCCUCCAAAAUAUAAUGUGUAGUAUGUAUGUGUGCAGUAGGGUGUCCGCUAUUUCUCAAAUUUAUUUUGUUUUUUUGCAAGCGCCUCUGAAGUUACAGUUUUGGCCCUAAAAUUGAUCCAACAUAAACAAAUAAUGGAGUUAAAUCGCGAAUAUUUUCGUGCGAUUAUUUUUUGUAACCUUUUACGUGGAUUAUGGGGUUACAUGGGUUUCCUUGGGUAAAAAACAGCCUUUUGCAACAAUUUUGUUUUCAUACAAAAAAUUAAAUAUUUUAUUAGAAUUUUACGUCGUUUUUUUCUUUCAAAUAAUUUUGUAAUCGGAAAAAAAUUCUUCGUCCAAGUUUUAAGAAUUGUGUCUCAAAGACCAGUGUAAAAUUUCAUGAAGAUCGGUUGAGUAGUUCUCAGGAAUCUUCCCAAUCGACUUCAAAAACGCAGUUUCUAGAGAAACAGGUUUAAGGCGGCGCACUUAGCCAAAUUGUCACGGCUGUACCUCCCAAAUUAUAACUCGGAUCAACUUUAAAAUUUAAUACAAUAUUCUAAAAGUUGUAGAAUUUAAUAAACCAAUAAAAAAGCAGAUCUUUGAAAUCCGUAAGCCCAUGUAAACCCCAAAAUAACAAUAGUACAUCGAUAAACUUAAUUCAAUUUUUGGCGAUGAAACUCCAUUAAGAACCAGUAUUUAUCGAUGAUAUGAUGAAUUCAAUCGAGAUCUUAGAUCACUUUAAGUCGAAUCUCGCGAAAGUCGUUCAAAAGCAGUUGUUGUGCUGGAAAAUAUUGAUAUUAUGCGUAAACUGAUAUUGCAAGAUCGUCAUGUAAUUUAUCUUAAGAUUAAGACAACUAUGGGAUUAGUAUAUUCCAUGAACAUUUAACUGUAAACAAAAAUUGUUCAUAUUGGAUUUCACUCAAUUUUUCGAUCACUCAAAAAAGGCUCCCGACGAUUGGGGGAACGUACUGUUAAUAAGGACACGAUAACGGUGCUUUGAAACACGUCUUUAACAACUUGACAGGUGAUGAAUCGUUCCCAGAUGAGCAGAAUUCGACAAAAGUUAUUCUCGUACCAAGCACUUCCAAGCAAAUGGUUGCCUGUUUUUUGUAAAAACUGGGCAUGUCGCAUCUAAAGCACUAGAACAAUUCUGGUAAAUUAUGAGUGGUGAAAAAUAUUUGUUUGCUAGUUGUCUUUCAAGAAAUUAGAGAAAGCAUCCACCGAAGUCAGAUCAUCUGACACCGCUCUCCCUUUGGUCCGACCCAAUCGAAGCAGCACGUUUCUUAGGCCUACCGUUGGAUGACGUCGACGACAAUAUAGCGAAUCCUUACCAUCCUAAGGAGGAAUAGGUAUCCAUUCAAACAACAACAACAACGGAUCGCUCUUCACCACGAUAAUGCAAGCUCCCACAUAUCGACUGAAACAACGGCAUUUUGAGCACUCGAUUUAAUGAGCCAUCCUCCGUAUAGUCCUGACUUAGCACCGAAUGACUUCUUUUUAUUUCAGUUUGUGAAAAAUAAAGUAAGAGGUCAGGGUUCUUCGAAACCUGAAGAGGAGGUUACUGCGUUGAAAGGCAUGUUUUGGAGAUAACUCAAUCUGAGUGGCAAAAGUACUUCGACAAUUGGUUCACACGCAUGCAAAAGUGUUUAAAUCUUAAUAAAAUAUGAUUUGAAAAACAAAAAAGCGAUUUUCGAUGGGUAAAAUAUAGUAAGACUUUUUAAUCUAAAUUUCCAUCGAAAACUCAUUCGUCAAAUAAGGUUAAGGUCUGUGAUACAAUGCUUUCUGAUUACCAGAAUGUCAUGAAACGUAUUAUUACUGCCGAAGAGGCUUGGAUAUAUGCUUACGACGUGGAAACAUUUGAUCAAUCGGCCGAAUAUCCUAGCAAAGGUGAACCGAUGCCGAAAAAAACAUGUAAAAAAAGGUCAAAAAUCAAGAUUAUGUUGACAGUUUUCGUCGAUUAUCGAGGUGUAAUGCACUCCGAAUUCCUUCCGACCGCACAAACUGUACGACAACUCUUGGCGUUUGCACCACGAGUCAGUAGCAUAAUACUUUGACUGCGUGUAACUUUUAAAGCAGUGUUUUUUAUAAAAAAAAACUCUUCGGAUCUUUUUUGUACAGCGGAAAAUUGUGUAUUAGAAUUUAUUGCAAAAGACCAAAAUUCCAUGUAAAAUAUACAGAGAAAGCAAAAUGAUUGAG
Molecule: messenger RNA, 5314 nt
Organism: Bactrocera dorsalis (oriental fruit fly)
Lineage: Eukaryota; Metazoa; Arthropoda; Insecta; Diptera; Tephritidae
Product: dynein intermediate chain 2, ciliary
Exons: 11
Coding region: 337-2613 (758 amino acids)
Biological process (GO): outer dynein arm assembly; cilium movement
Cellular component (GO): outer dynein arm
Molecular function (GO): dynein light chain binding; dynein heavy chain binding
Source: RefSeq, a predicted model, not a curated record